AUGAUCCAACUCAAUCCUGCAAGCCAGGACACUCAAGAGGGCUUUGCUUCCUCUACCAUCGGAAUCCAAGCUGAUUCAGAGAACAACGACUAUGUGGGCGCAUCUACGACCCGUACCACUUCGUCGUCCCAGCAUAUUGACCCCUAUGAAAUGAUGGAAGGAGUUCCUCCCUCUCCGGCUAGUUCUGCUUUCUCCACACCUCUGCCCGAGCUAUUGGAACCGCCACAGUCCCCGACCUUGCAGAUCGAACCAGAGUUCUUCUGGCAAUGUGUUCAGUUUGAGGUCCAAGGACAUCUCGUGAAACUCCCUCUAAACCUCUUCAUUGAACAUUCAGAGAAGUUCGCAGGCGAGUACGGGAUGUUACUACCCAAGGAGGUCGCACUGGGAGGCUGGGAAGAGCCGAAGUUGAAUGAUCACCUCGAUCUGCCGACCAUCAAACUCGAAGGAAUCCAAUGGGAGGAAUUUAAGAGUUUCCUGAAAGCUUUAGUACCACGAUCCCCAUUCAUCGACACCAAACCAACGCUCACCGAGUCGGAGUGGAUCUCCGUCCUCAAACUCUCCACUCGAUGGUACUUCAACGACCUGCGAAAGGUAGCCAUCGCCGAACUAUCAAAGAAUAAAGUCGAGAUGGACCCUAUUCAACGUGUUUGCCUCGCCAAAGCGUACCAUGUGUACGACUGGCUGCUCGAAGGAUACGAAGCGCUCGUGGAGAGGGAAGAGCCGAUCACAGAGGAAGAGGGGGAGCAGAUCGGUAUGGGCGUGGCCCUGAAGUUGUGUGGGAUCGCUCUGAGAAGAGCUAGGGGGAGAAUCUGCUGUGGGGGAGGCUGUCGGAAGAGUGCACGACCACGACUACCACCACCUCCUGGAGGCCAUCACAAUCAGGACAUAACGGACGCCUUUUCAGACGAAAUCGAGAGAGUGCGAAAUUCGCAGGAGGAGUACUUGACACGGAAAGAACGAGUCGAGAAGGAGGAGAAGGAGAGGGAGGGGAGGGAAGCGGAGGAAAAGGCUCAACUGGAACGGGAAGCAAAUGAACGUGUCAGGCGGGCGAAGGAGGAGGCGGAGGAGGAAGAAGCCAAACGAGCGAUGGCACUGAAGGAGGAAACAGAACGUGUUGCACGCGAAGCCGAGGAGGAGGCCAGGCGAAAGGCACGGGAAGAGGAGGAAAUCGAACGUCUUAAGCGCGAGGCGGAGGAAGAGGCGAAACGAAAGGAACGGGAAGAAGAGGAGAAAGCUGAAAGGAUGAAACAGGAAGCGGAGGAGGAAGCCAAACGGAAGGCGCGAGAAGAGGAGGAAGGAAUGGAACAGCUGGCACGGGAAGCGGAGGAGGCGGCCAAGCGAAAGGCGCGGGAAGAGGAGGAAGAAAUGGAACGGCUGGCACGGGAACUCGAAGCAGAGAAAGUUGAAGAAGGACCACUGAAGGUCCUUGAAGACCUGAUUGAAAUGGUGCAACUAGCACAGGAAUUGGGGGAGGGGGCCAAGCGACUUGUAGCGAGGGAAGCGGAUGAAACAACCGAGUCAGAAGGACGGGAAGAGAUCGAAGAGAUCAAACGAACUCGAAAGGAGGAAGAGGGGGAAGAGCAGAAGGAAGUUGAAAUCACACCUGGUACCAAGAAACUGUCCCGAAAGGAGAAAAGGAAGAUAAGACGCCAAAACCAAAAACGGAGGCAUCUAGAACAGGAAGCCUCUGAAGCCGCCCAGCCUGAACCGACAUCUUCCCCUGGAUCCCAAACAGGCGCAAGCGCCGCUGGUUGUUCCUCAAACCCUAGGCCACACGCACACGCUGGACCGAAACCUCAGGCUGGCGCAACGAUCACCCCAGAAUCAAGUUCUGUACUAGUAGAGGGUGGAAGCCCAGAGGGAGGAUCGAUAUCAAGGCCACCACCUGGACGACCUGGCAGGCUAUCCCUUUCAGAGCGACUUGCCAUUUCCCUCGCGCGGUUCCAGCAGCUACCCAGCGACUCGGACAACAGUGUAUGA
This is a messenger RNA of Coprinopsis cinerea okayama7#130, 1980 nucleotides long. RefSeq lists its product as hypothetical. Lineage: Eukaryota; Fungi; Basidiomycota; Agaricomycetes; Agaricales; Psathyrellaceae. The transcript is spliced from 3 exons. The record is from RefSeq and is a predicted model, not a curated record. The coding region runs from base 1 to 1980 and encodes 659 amino acids.